Xyrauchen texanus (razorback sucker) is the source of this 387-nucleotide messenger RNA. It is a transcript of the gene pfn4, whose product is annotated as profilin family member 4. The record is from RefSeq and is a predicted model, not a curated record. Lineage: Eukaryota; Metazoa; Chordata; Actinopteri; Cypriniformes; Catostomidae. The transcript is spliced from 4 exons. Gene Ontology annotation, molecular function: actin monomer binding. Gene Ontology annotation, cellular component: cell cortex. The coding region runs from base 1 to 387 and encodes 128 amino acids.
AUGAAUCCAUUUCCAAGCUUGUUAGAUAACUGUCUAAUUGACACCAAGCAUGUAGAGUGUGCCGCAAUACUCGUUUCUAGAAGUGGCGACAUAACGGCUGCGUCCAAAAACUUUACACUCUCUCCAGAAGAAGCACAAAUGUUUGUAGACGCGUUUAAUCAUGUGAAUAUAACUAGACAGAGAGGAUUAAGCUUCCAGAACAAACUAUACAACUGUGUGCGGGCUGACAAACUCUCAAUAUACUCCAAAUAUGAAGGACAUGGCUUGAUAUUGGCGAGAACGUCACUGUAUGUGAUAAUUGCCACAUACUCAAGGAGUAUGUAUCCAAGUAUCUGCGUGGAAGCAGUUGAGAAACUAGCGGACUAUCUGCGUGAAAAGGAAAAAUGA